Messenger RNA from Amoebophrya sp. A120, 8719 nucleotides. The record is from the annotation of a GenBank genome assembly. Lineage: Eukaryota; Dinophyceae; Syndiniales; Amoebophryaceae.
AGAGAAGAGGAUUUACGAUUACGACUGUAGAAGAUACAAGAACUCUCUGUCCAUCCACAAGCACAAUACAGCUUAAUCGAAGAUGAAGCACUCGUACCCGACCUCUAGUACUUCGGAGACGUCAGGCACGGGCCGCGAAGAACGAUAUAGCAAAUACGGCAGCCGCUACUCCGCAAAUAAAGGCUCUUGGUCUUCCAAAACCGGCCCGAAGAAAAACCGGUAUCUGCAGAAUUUCAAGCCAGAUUGGGAGUACAAACACCAGCAGGAUUGGGAGUACAAGAAAAGUAGAGGUUGGAAUUGUCAGAGCAACUCGGACCAAAACUACAACAACGCCUCGCACCUGUCAAAUUCCAAAAAGUUUGACCUGAGCAGCCAUGCGAUUGCUUCCAACACGACAAAUCCAACUUCUGCGGGAACUACAAGAACCACAACCAGACGCGAGCAGCUGCUGCACGAGUUGCUGAGUAGUCCUACCGAAGAGGACGACAACAGCUCUACAGUCGCCGGCUUUUCCCCGAGCUCUCCCUCGCCGGAUAGCCUGCGAAAGAGCAGUCAUCAUGGGGAUAAACCUCUACCUCAGGGAGGUCGUGGUUCUUGUGCACAGCCGUCGCCCACUGCCUCUGCGGCUGAUGCAGUGUUGAAGACGCCUUCCAGCACGACUUCUCCAAGCGGUUCUUCGCUGGCUGGGAUCAAGCAACAGGCUACUAGUACAUCGACGACCCCAGGAGCUGGUGCGUCUUCUGCGGCAAAAAGUACCACAACCACUGCUACACCUGCGAUCCAGCAGACUCCCGGUGGUCCUCCGGGUGUUCUUCCGCUUAGCGCCGGCGCGUUUCCGCCGUUGCACAAUAUCAACCCCUUGCUUUUCCCUCAAGAUCCCUUGCUGCAGUUGCACCACCAGCAUCUCGGGCAGCUUGGAGCGGCGCCAGCCGCUUCCGCCUACUACAGCUACCUAGCUGCUGCACAGCAGAUGCUGGCCACGGCCCCCGGCGGUAGCGGCCACUUCGCGGCGCAAGCCGCCUUGCUCGGCGGGGUGGGUUUGGGUUUGCCUUUGCAGCUUCCUGGAAAAAUAACAACAAACGAGCAAUUGAAAGCAGCGCAGGACAAAGACUUUUACCGCAACCUCGCGAAAGGCGAGUUUCCCGAGGAUGAUUACAGCAAGGCACAAAGGGACUUCUACCGCAAGUUGGCGAAGGGUGAGUGCAGUGGCACUGGUGUAGAAGUUGACCAACAUCAUGUUAAAAAUAUUUCUGGCGCCACGGGGGCUUGUCCGAGCUCUUUGGUGAGAGGAGUGUAUCUAUCAAAUGCAAAAAUGUCUGGGUCUGGAAACUUGUGAUGCUGGGUGGCGCAUCAUGAUGAGGCCACAAGUGCUGGCCCAGCAUGACAAGUUUCUGAGCUUCUAGGUGUUGCCUAUUCUGCAUGACAAACUGCGUUUCUGCAUGACAAAAAAGCUCAGCGCUUGGGUAACCUGCAUGACAGAUUCAAGAGUCAUGCCGUAGCCAUUUUGGCUCAAGACUUUGUCUUGUUGCCUGAGAUCCAUCAAUGUAGAACAGGGGGAGCUAUGCCGUAGAGUAGGACCAUUCUGUUGCUCAUCUCCUAAAUUGUUUUACUACCACUGACGCCACGUCGGUACCUCCCCCGACUCCCUGCAGUGGAGUUUCGAAAGGAAAGUAGAUAAACGCCCGUACGUGGCGGGUCCUCUGUGCCCCUUUACAGUAGUACUAGCUAGAGCAUCGGCGCCCCGAGCGUCCGUGCGCACACUGAAAACGUACAUGGCCUCUCCUCCGACGACAGCCAUCGACUUACCGUCUUGCCCACGCCCAGAAGCACGGUAAAGGACCGCCACGCCGACAAUGACUGCCGGUGGAUUGGGCAGGCGCCAUGACAAGCAUAUUAGCAUGGACCUCGGUAUAAAGCACAACACGAGCGGAAAAGGGCGCUUCGUCACUGUCUUCGAUGAGAAGGCUGGUCACCACACGCGGCCCCGCACAAUCCCCAGCGUGGGUGGAGUCGGACGCUUUCGGGAAGACAUCUUCCGCGCAGGGUCCGCGCAUCAGCAGAUGCCGGGUGGCGCAUCACGGGACGCGAGCGUGCGCUGGAGCCGCGGCCAUGUGAUGGCGAUCUUCUGGGGGGAGCAAAGUAGUAUAGAGCUAUUUUUAUUGAUGUGCUUUUUGGUUUCAUCCUCCCGUUAAGUCCUUGCAUGUGAUGUAGCUUCGUUGUGUCUCCUUCUCUCUUUCAAUCAUUUGGCCGGUCUGCUACUCUGUUGUUGUGUGCACGGGGGCGGAACAUGUCCGUCCCCGCCGUUGCCUCAAUUGAAUCACAGGUGCCCGCUCUUCCUGUGGACCCUGGAAGAUGAUGUUGUCGCUCGACCAAGACUCGCCUGCGCUGUCACCACAUCUCUCCCACCCCCAGAAUCCAGGGCAGACCUGAUAGUCUGUGCGCGUAACGUCCCUGCUGUGACUCUAGCGGCACCCCUGAUAGAGCGUGUUUGGAUUCUGGGCAUUUGCGCACAGGACUGGCCCAGCAACGCAGGCCAGGGCGGGACCAUAGGAGCUUCGCGAGGCGGCGCGGGUACUCCUAAAUGGCUUACGGUAGUGGAGUCGGCGGGCUGCUGGACGUAUCUUGAGUUCCCCGCCCCAGAUGCGUAUGCGAGCGCGCGCGGCAUUUCCAGCUCCCUCGUUCGAGGUAGUAGCCAUGUCUGGGUUCCCCACGAGGACGAGAUACGAGUGGAAGCCAGUGCCGACCAACAUGAACGCGUGGCGACGGAUCCCGCAAGCGAGAUGAUGGGCGUUGCUCACCGCCUUCGGUGUUGGCGACGUGUCUGGAUGCUGGAUGUCCUAUGUCUACCCCUCUCGUGGCCGUUCUGGUGCGCCUUCUCAUGUGAGGUCGUUGACAUGGCUUGGUGGGAAAUUCCCGUUGCGCGAGGCUCUUGCCUUGCCCUCUGUCUUCGUCCCCAGUGGCGUUGCGAAAGUAGAAGCGUCUGUUGUGGCCGUCGGAGCUUGCUCUGGGUCUUGCGGCUCCUCUUGUCUUCGGUGGAGUACCUGAGUGGCUUCUGCUGCUGCCUCCGUUGACUUUUGGCUGCUGCUUGACUGGCGGUUGGGAACACUUCAGGCGUCUUUGUGCUGCGCUUCUGCUGCGUGGUCCCCAGUUUUCCCCGGGUCCGGAACUCUGGGUUACCUUGGUCGAGUUGGUGUCACUGUCGGUUCACCUAUGUCCCUGCCUUUCUGUUCUUGCCACUGGGAACAGUCUGUGCGUUUCUUUCGUCAGCGGCUUCCUGGCGCUGAAGCUCGUUGACGAUUGUUUCGGGAGGUUCCUAACGGCCCCUGAGGACAUUGCCUCGUUGCUGACCAGGCCGAACUUAGAGGUCGGCUUCGGGAAGGCUACCCGGAGUUGAGUCUGUUUCGGCAGGUCUCUUGUGAAUGCGAGGGCAGUGGUUGGCUGAGGUUGUUGGAGCGUUCCAUAGUGUCGCUCCAGAUCAUUUUUUUGAUCCUUCUCCAACUUCCUCAUUUCCUGUGUGGUCUAAUGCAGAUUGCAGAUCACAACACAGGGCCACCCUCGUAUCUCACCUCCAGGGGGGGGCGCGCGGACCUCGCUUGCCAUUUCGUUUGGUCUCGCGAAAGUUCCAGCUCCCCCGAGCGGUAGUAGGGAAUUUCCAAGAGUGCCAGACAAGCAUGACAAACAUGCACUCUUCCAGAUCCAGACACUUUUGCACUUGAUAGUAUCAACACGCGGAGCUCGUUCACCAGCAAGUUCUGAUGAAGUCCGGUCUGCUGCUUGGAGACCAUGAUCAAAGUAUCGGAAGGAAAAAUCCCCCCUCCCGAUAUCGGAAAGGAGCGUCUCAGAAAAUUUGUGAUGCUGAUUUGUGACCACAAACCAAGUCUGAAAGCAACGGCAUGGGCUCCGCCCCAUCAUUCAGGCGGUUUGCAAUGCUGUUGGUCCUACGGCGUAGGCGUUCCCCAUGCUAAGUGUCUAGGCCGCAACCUCUCUACAUUGCAUUGGCAUAGUAUGGGCCUGCAGUCCUCUACUGCAUGCAUCGUUUUGAUAUGGGGCGGGGGCUUUUUUCACUUUGAUACACAGCAAGGCGAACCGCGCGGAUCCGAUCGCGGAAGUCUGCUACGAUUAUUUAAUGGCGAAAAUCAACAAAACUGUCGAGGAAAAUAAAAACCAGAAUGACACUGCUUCUACUUCCGCUUCCAAAGUAGAUAAAAAGCUCCGGUUCAGCAACAAAAACCCGCGGUAUCACUACGGCCGGAUUCCGGGGUUAAUCGAUGCGAUCGGAGAGUUAUCACAGGAAAAAGUGUUGACGUUUACGGAACUAUCUGUGAUGCGGCAAUGCAUCACAAAGCGUGCCCAAAUUUGUGAUGCAUAGCAUGCACACUAGGCUAAAUUUGUGAUGCAUUGCUGCAAUCUGUGAAAACCAUAAACGUGAACACUUUUUCUGGUGAUAAGAGUCGGCAAAGCAGAAUGAAGAGAUGCAGCUGCUUCCCGCACCGGGGUCGUCUUCAUUUGUAGUUCGCGGGACAAACUACAAAAACCAGCAGGAUUACUACUCCACUUCGAAGGUUUUACAGACGUUCAGUGCGAAAAUCAUGCAUUUUAUCGAGGAGUCCGAGCACCGGCAAUCCGUCCACGACCUGGCUCUCCGGUACCUGGUGUUUGUUUUGUCCAGAGACAACCGGUUUGACGUGAAAAAGUCGGCGAAUUGGGAGGGAGACGUGUUGAUACGGUUAAAUAUUGUAGUGCCGGAAGGGGAACGAGAAGGGGAAGUAUUGAAGAAUGGGAAUGAAACUACUGCUGAGAAGCUGGUUGGGAACAAGGAGAAGAACGAGGGAAGCAGUGGUCGCGAUGGAGAUAGUAAACAGAACUACUACACAGUCCCGACGGGAGAAGUGCGUGGAGAUCCUGACGCAGUUGCAGACCUACACCUGUAUCCUGAUGAAGAAAUAAGCAAAAUUGGUGCAGCUUCGUCCUCUUCGAGCAAUACUACCACCAAUAGCUCGGACGUUCCCUCGACUCCAGCACAGAAGUCCUCUGCAGAAAAAGUUCUUGCUCCUGCACGUGAUUCGGGUUCGGCAGCGGCUUCAGCGCAGAGAAUAAACCGGAACAACUCGUCUUCGUGUCCGAAAACAUCGAGCUCUACUGUGGCGCCAUGUUCUCCAGAUGAAGAUAAAACCAGGGAGCACAAGAAGAAUUGCCACGACAUCAAGGUCGUCCAAGGACUGAGUCACCAGGUCGUUGACAGCCAUGCACGCACUGCUGCUGGACCUUGUUGUCUCGCACUCGCACGACCCACCCCCGCGACGCCCGCCGUCAAGAAGGAGCAACAUCAACCUGUGCAAGAGAAUCACGACGAUGCUUCGCUUUUUGCGACGCCGCGCCAGCAGUUUCGGCUGGGGCAGGAGGAAGAUGUGGAAAAAAUUUUCGGAACCGAGGAACUGUUUGAAUCCUUUCCCUUCAACGACGUCGAUGCUGACGAAGUAGAUCAUGUUGAAAAACAAGAAUUUCUUUCUGUCGGGGCGAUUAUACAACCGAUAUCUCCACCCGCUCUCCUGGCGCCAAAACGUGAGGUUGACCGUGCUGCGUCGUCCUCUGCUAUCUUCACACCGUCGUCGCCCGGCUCAUCUCCGUCGAGUCCUACGGAACAAGCUGCGGCACUCUACUCCGGUGCUAGUACAACUUCUCCCAGUAGUAAUCUAUCAGUGCAGGAGCCGCAGCCAGCAUCUACGAGUUGUACGUUUCGCUCGCAACAACACCAGCGCGAUCACGUCGAAAUGUUCGACAAGCAAGACCUGGCCAAGCUCCACUUGGCCACCACUGCGAUUUUCGGGGGCGGAAGCUUCGCUGACGAAGUCCUCGAAGUGGAGGUUGCUGAUGCGGUGCUAAAGCAAAUGCAAAACGACUGCAAGAAGAAAAGCAAUAGUUCCUACCAGCAGUACAGCCAGCAAAAAUUACUUGAACACCACUACAACCUGAACCAAAAUGACAAGGAGUUUUUGUUCGACAAAGUGAAAGCAUUCAUGCUGGAAAACAAUGAUAUCUGUCGCGGAACAUCAACAUCAUCAUCAACCAUGGACUUACAAUAUGGACUAGGAGGCUUCAUCCGGAGCGAAAUCAACAAAAUCAGUGAUCCGCAACUGCGCAUGUCCUUGAUGGACGGGGAUUUUUUAAAAUUGUGUGUCGCGAAAGAGAAGAAAUUGGGGUGGAGGAUUUGCGAAAGAUUGCAGGCGAAUUCUACUCUUCACACGACGUCGGCCUUCCUCGGGGAAGAUGUUGACAGAAGUAGUACUAGUAGAGUCAGUUCAACACCUGCUUCUUCUCUCGCCACUCGUGUCGAGCAUUUGUGUUGUCAAGUGGAGUCGGCAGGGAAGCUCUUUACAACCACAACAACCAAAAGCAGUACUGGUCCACAGAUGAAGAAAACGACGAAAGAACGAUCGAACUCGAAGCACUUUUCGACGACUGGAGGUGCUGCAGAACAUCAUCAAGUAGACUCGUGGGAACUGAUGAAGUAUGCAAGAAAAAAACUGUUUAAGUGUAAAUCUGUGAUGCAGAAAAUGCCAAACAGUUGUUACACUUGUGAUGCUCGACAUGCAUGACCGGCUCGCUUAAUAUGUGUUUUCCCUAUCCCUUUGUUUUUGUAUCUGCGCAUAACAAGUUUGUCCUGUCAUGGCAGACAAACUUGUGAUGCUGUUUUAUUCCCUAAAGACUUACACUAACACAGAUUUUUUCUUGGAUAUGAAGUUGAAGAAGCAGUGGUUUGCGAAGCUGCACUUAAACGCGAUAUGGAUUGCGAAUAUGUCUGGGUCCUCUGGAAGAAUGCGAGAUCUGUCAUGCAGUUUUUGCCUGACCAAGAUCGUUUGGCAUGCAAGCUUUAGCAUCACAGAUUUUGAGCACCUAUCCCAAUGCCUAGUCCGCAUGACAAAUCCAAAUCCUCUCUCGUCUCGGAAACAAGAAAUUGGGCUUUUGCUUUUUGCUAGCCAUGCAUGACAGAUUUUUAUCAUGAUGUAGACGUCGCUUCACAAAUUCGAAUCCCUCCAGACCCUGACACGUUUGCAUUUGAUACGCGACUUUGUUGCACGACGUGCUUCCGGCGUGCCGCCGGCUGGGAGAUUAUUUGGGGAAAGACGAGAGCCUGGCGGGACCACAGGGAGGACUGCCGAGGGACGAGAAGGAAGGUACUAGCAGUAGUGGCUGUGUUGAUCUUCCAAGUUCUUUCCGCCGCGAAGUUUUGCCGAAGUUGCAACCCGAGUGGUGCGCAAGCCUGCAGUUGUAUGGCGUUCUCAAAUGUUACAUUCUCAACUGUUACAUGGAUUUGUCAUGCAAAAUGACCAUGAGCCACCAGACAAUGAAGCUGCUUCGCAUGACAAAUUCUCGGAGGGCUAAAUAGUACUAGAAUCUGCGCCAAAUCUGUAAUGCAAGACGCGCAAGGUUCUCCCUUUGACCUGUGCUAUUCCUGCAUUACAAAUUCAUGUAGCAGUUGAGAAUAUAACGUUUGAGAGUCCCAUAAGUUGGAGAAACUGGUUACGAAGCACGGGGGGAACCGGUUGAGAAGAAUGAAACUGGAGGAAGCGGGGCAGCGGGGGCUAUUACAGUGAAAAGUGCCCCCCACCCCCAAAGUUGCAAAAAUUUGUGAUGCGAAGUUUCCAAAUGAAACCUUUUUGUCAUGCAUGAAAGGAAUACGAAUCUUUCUGAUGCAGAUUCUAGUGCUGUUUCGCAUCGCUUGCAUAACAAGCACCGCUCUUGCUGGGAUCUUUUGCAAUACAAAUUUUUGCUAUUCACGAUCGGAAAUCUGUGAUGCUGAUACAUGCAAGAGGGCGAAUGUUUCAUUUGGAAAGGUUUGCAAUACAAAUGCUUUCAAGUUCGGGGGUGGGGGCAUUUUUCAUUGCAAUAGGGGCAUCAGGAGUUUUUAAAGAUGAAUCACAGCGGGGGAACAAGGAUGUUGUUGAAGCCGCUGCCGCAGCACCCUCCUGGGGAUCAUACUUAUUCUAGAUCAACAUCUAGCGAUGAUUUUGAUUACAACAAAAGAUGAUUGAGACAAUCAAGCCGAGGGCGACGCGUCGAAAUAGAGCGACAAUGCGCGGGGGUCGGAUCGACGCGACUAGAUAGUUUGGAGGAGAUACAAGCCGAACAAGAAGCAGGAUUUUGUUGAUGUUUACCUUAAGAUGGGGUGUUGUUUCGGGUUGUACCAGAGAGAAAUCUAAUGACGAAGACGAUACAAAUUUUCUACGAAAAAAAACCGUGUGCUUGCUGGCCGAGUAGCAACAGGUUCAAAAGGUUUCGGAAACCUGAUUUUGAUCUUUCACCUUUAUGGAGCAAAUGGCUACAUUUUGAAGAUGAAGAAAUAAAAUGGCAAGAAGUAGAAGUACCCUAAAAAAAACGCUCACUUUCCCCCCCUCAAGAUACCCUUUAUCAGUAGACAACGUACUAUGGAUAUAGAUUUGCAGUGCGAUGAUUGUUUUGGUACAUUUUCUUAGCAGCUCUGUAGGAUAGUUUUCCACUAGUAUUGAACGUCGUUGAACAAGAUGAAACUACAACUCACCCAAAUUUUACUGUACGAAGGACCUUUCGACUAUAUUUACGUAAUGUGGAUCAGUAGACUAAGUCCCACGGCCUGUUGAGACUACCACACAGCAGGAAGAUGUGGAAAAACAGUAUUGAUAAGGAACAUCAGAGUACCGAUGAUGUUGUUUUCAAAUUAUACCCUAAAAAGUAGAAAUUC